Messenger RNA from Adineta steineri, 963 nucleotides. The record is from the annotation of a GenBank genome assembly. NCBI's taxonomy places the organism in Eukaryota, Metazoa, Rotifera, Eurotatoria, Adinetida, Adinetidae.
AUGAUGGAUAAUCUAAAAUCAACAACUGCAUUUCAACAAAGUCAACGGAAAACCAAACCAUAUCGUCGUUUUCUACGAAAAUUUCUUAAUGAUUGGUCAUUAAAUUUUGCAGCAAUGCUUGCAUAUAAUUUAUUAAUUGCUCUUCUUCCAAUUGCUGUUGCAAUAUUUGGUAUAUUAGGUUUAGUUUUAAAAAAUCAUCCUGAUGUACAAAACGAUGUUAAAAACAAAAUAAUUAAUUCAUUUCCUGAUGAUAAUUCAACACAGACGGGUAUUAAACAAGUAGUUGAUUUAGCUUUUGAUCAAUUAUCAAAAGAUGCUGGUGGACUUGUAGCUAUUGGUAUUGUACUUGCUAUAUUUGGUUCAUCUCGAUUAUUUAUUGCAAUUGAUAAAUGUAUGAAUAUUGUAUAUCGAGUACCUGAACGACCAUUUAUUCGUGAAAAUGUAUUAGCAAUUGGAAUGCUUUUCUUUUUCAUUCUUAUGAUUCCAUUAAUGAUUGCAGCUAGUUCAGCUCCAGCUAUUUUAUUAAGUAUAAUACCAGGUGGUGGUGGUCGUUUUGGAACAUAUUUAGCAGGAAUACUAGUUUCAUUACUCGUGGCAUUUAUUUUAUUUGAAGCUAUUUACUGGUUUAUUCCAAAUAAAAAAAUGUCAUUUAAAACUACUUGGUGUGGUGCAUUGGUUUCUGCUUGUACACUUGAAUUAUUCAUUAUUCUAUUUCCAUUAUAUGUACGAAAAUUUAUGGGUAAUUAUGCAGGACAAAUUGGUUUUGCUGUUAUACUUCUUUUAUUCUUCUAUUAUUUUGCAACAAUACUUAUAUUAGGUGCUCAAAUAAAUGCUUUCUUCUAUGAUGAUUAUCAACCAUUAUUUGAAGGAUUAGGAACAUAUAUAAGUCAUAUGCAUGAUGAACAUGGUGCUAAUAGUCCAAAGAAACCAUUAUAUGACAAAGAUAGUGAAUUACAACAAUAA